AUGGCUGGUCAAUUCUCAUUCUCAUUCUCCGGCGAAGACAUAGAAGCUGAUGACCAAAUCGACACCAAGGUUGAUGACCACCCUGGCCCGGAGCCAUCAGCGUCGACAAGUGCAUUUCCUGUGGCUGGAAAACCUCUCCUCCCUGCAACGAGUCACGAUGUGAGGGAAAUGCUCCUUAAGCUGCCGUCCAAGAUCGCCUUCAGCCUUCUGGAUGUUGACCUUGACGGCAGGGGAAACAUACAGCUACCUCGUCGUGAACUGUGGGACGUCCGUGUCCAGCUCAUGGCGGAAGAGGACGAGGGUGAAACGGAGGAGGUUCUGGGAAACCAUGAUGUCAAGACUGGUGUCUAUGAAGGGGGCUUCAAAUCCUGGGAGAGUAGCGUGGAUCUUGUUAAAGUCCUCGCAUCCUCGCAGCCAUUUGCGCCAGGCGCAAACAAGCUAUCAAAGAUUGUCGAGCUGGGGUGUGGCACCGCCUUGCCCUCCUUAGCACUUUUCCAAUGGGCUAUGUCUUCGACAAUUUCUUCGGUUUCUUAUAUCCUUGCCGACUACAACCCGACUGUUCUACAGCUGGUUACAUUGCCUAACUUUAUAUUAGCCUGGGCUAUCCACCACCGCGAAGGACUGCCAAUAUUGAGUGAAGCGUUUUCUGCAGAAGGCGAGCUUGAUUUGACUCUGGAGAUCUUGGAAGCGUUCCAAGAAUUCCUCGUAACCCGUGACAUCUCCCUACUCUUCUUCUCCGGCGCAUGGUCUCCUGAAUUUGUCACUCUACUUAACGACGCUCCGAACCCUACUGGUAGUUCAGGUACAGAAAAUGCCACAGUGAUUAUGGGCGCGGAGACAAUCUACUCGCCGUUCGCUUUGAAUUCUUUUCUUCAGACCAUCCUCACUCUCCUGCAGGACGAGAAAGCGCACGGCCGCGUGGCUCAAGUCCUCGUUGGGGCGAAAAGACUUUACUUCGGCGUAGGUGGUUCCCUGGACGACUUCGUUGUUCAAGCCCGGGAGCGAGGGACUGUUGUUGAGCAAUUACGGGAAGAAACAGAGGGCGUUCGAAGAGGUGUUGUUCGCUGCAUCCUACCCUAAGCAGGAAUAUGAGGGACCUGCUAUCAAGGAUCCCCUGCCUAGGUGAUUGGGAUGAUGGGAUUUUCACAUCGGCUCGUUUGGUGUCUUGCUUGGCCACAUCCAGCUCUUGAUAUGGCAAGUCAAGGACACUUUUCAUCCUAUCAAUGAUCGAUAGCACGAUGUGCCCGGUAAUCAUGCCAGCUUGCUUAGCGGGUGCUACGAUGUGAUUUCUACCAUGAUUCACGGUCAACAGAAUGCGCUGCCAAAUUCAUACACCUGUACAUCCACCAAGCUCUUGACGGAAACACCGCGUCACUAGAAUUUACCGAUCAACCUAGGUGAAUUAAUUCUCGGGUCAUUUUCCUUCCAGCUCGCCAAAUAAACAUAAACAUCACGAUGGCAAGAGAGACAAGGUCUCGUCUUGGUUGUGAAACCUGUCGCGCGAUCGGAAAGAUUUUCUCGGGAUUUAACGACGAGCUCGGAGAUGGCAAAUGAGCGAACUCUAAGGCAUGUUUGUGCCAUGUACUUUAUAUCAACGGCAAGAGCUCUCGGCUGAAGUUAUGAUCGCCUUUAUCAGGACACUCCAUACCUACAUGUAACGUCUUAGCCAUACCUACCUACUUACAUCAAGUGUAUACACUUUAACGCCAUAUUGUAGGUGUGUUUACACGUUGAAGCGACCAAUCAAUCACUUCGUGCACCCUCGGACCUGAAAUGACGUGCGUUCAAGCGGGAUCGGGACGGCUUGACGACUCUGCAA
Molecule: messenger RNA, 1819 nt
Organism: Xylaria bambusicola
Lineage: Eukaryota; Fungi; Ascomycota; Sordariomycetes; Xylariales; Xylariaceae
Exons: 2
Coding region: 1-1080 (359 amino acids)
Biological process (GO): peptidyl-histidine methylation, to form tele-methylhistidine
Molecular function (GO): protein-L-histidine N-tele-methyltransferase activity
Source: RefSeq, a predicted model, not a curated record